CUUAAUCUGUGAAGAUCUGGCAAACUGUUAAAACGGGUCGGGGCGCUGUUUUUCAUCCUCACAGGCGCGGCUCCUACCUAAUUAACCCAGGAACCCGCGUUAAGUCUCUUGCAGCAAAAACAAUGAAAACCUUCGUUAAAUUCGUUAAAGACAAAUUAUGCCAGGCCAUGUUACUCAGAAGUAAGCCCCACGGGAUUCAAUUGGAAUUUCUUCUAGAAUUUAAAACUGUAAAUUCAUGGUAAAUGAUGACGUCUCCUCUUUCCUCUCUGGGGAAGAUUCGCAGGAUGCCACUCCAGUUGCAGACACCAGGAAAAAGGACAGCACCUUUCAAAGAGAGCAUUCAGAAUGAGGAUGAAGCUGCAAUGAUGGAUGAAAUCCUGGGGCCCAAAGCUCAGAUACCAAUCAGCAGGCCUUCAUGCUCAGAUGGAACUGCAGAAAAACCAACAGCAUUGGGGUCUGCUCCCAACGAUAUGGAGCUGAUGACCGCCAUGAUGCAGAAGAUUGCUUCCUUGGAACAAAGCCUCAAGAGCCAAGCACGGGCAAUAUACCACAAGGAUAAGAAGAUCGAGGAGCUUGAGGAGCAGAUAAAAAUCCUUAAGAAAGGAAAAGCUGAAUCUUCUUGGGUGAGCAGAGCAGAAGAACUGGAAGUGAUAUGCCUUAAGUUGCAGCAUCAGGUCUGGGAAAUGGAGCUGUUUCUGAAUGACUAUGGAUUGAUCUGGGUUGGAGAAGGGAUAGACUCUUUGGGAGAAGUGGAGGCACAAAGUGAUGAAAGGAGUGAGCUGUCAAAGCGUUACUGGAAACCAGGUGAAUCCAUCGUUUCAGAAACCAAUUUUGAUGUAAUUUUUGCAAACCUGAAAGAUUUAAAUGCUUUGGCUGGGGAAGGCAUGUCCCAAAUCGAGCGCACGGCAGGGGGUGCUAAGCUGAAGCAGCUGGACUCAAUCCCCCUCACCUUCUAUCAAAAUGGGAUUGUCAUGUUCAAAGGGCCUUUUCGCUCAUAUGAAGAACCUUCCACGCAGCAACUCCUGCGAGAUAUCAUGGACGGUUACUUCCCUUCUGAGCUGCAGAAGCGUUACCCAGAUGGUAUCCCAUUUCAGGUCACUGACAAGAGAGACACCUUAUUUCAGGAGAGGAAGCUGCAGCAUAAAAGUUUUCCUGGCCAGGGCCACGUCAUUGGCCUUGCCAGACCAAGUGGAAUAAAGGAGACAAACGAGAUACCAGGUCCUAAGCUUACCAUGGAGCAGUUUUUGAAUAAGCUUCCAAAGUCACGGAUUCAAGAUGGGCAAGUGAUCGAUAUCCGAGGAGAAAUUAAAAAAACCCUCCAGGGCUCAAGUGGAAAAAGCCACGAAGUGAUUGUGGUGGAGACCCCCAGCUUUGCAGCAAUGAAGAAGAGGUUGGAAGGGAAUGAAAAAAAGAAGGCCUCCAACCCCAAUGUUGCAACUCUUCGGAUAAAGUCAGAGAAUGGGGAGAAGACCUAUAUCAUCAAGAUGCCAUUCACCGAGACCAUCGGAGACCUGCGGCAGCAUCUUGCCCGGAGCAGGGGAGAAGAAAUGGAACCUUAUGAGAUCAUCAGCACUUUUCCUUAUCGAGUGUAUAACAACAACUCCAUGACGCUGGAGGAGUGUGGGCUGGUCCCCAAUGCCUCACUUCGGCUGCAGAAAAGGGCCCCGUCAACCAAAUCACAAGGGCAACAAGUGUAAUGGUUUACAGUGGAUGAUUCAUCAGGCUUGGCUGCCACUCAGCUAGGGAGUAGUGUGCCUUCUUCUCCUUCUUCAUGAGAGCCUGUGCAAAAACGACAUCCUCUAGUCAGAGAGAGAAACAGGGAAGGACUGACCUUUCCACUUACCCAAGCUCCAACCUUUGCAGCUAUUCUCAGCACUCCAGUCAAAGGAGAAAGCCGGGGUUGGGGUGCAGUUGGAAUACUGGGCAUCCACCCUCCCUUUGCUACCCAGCCUGAGUAGGGCUUAGCCCCAGGUCUAGGUUAUCAUUAGCCUCAAAUGGAUGAAGAGACUUUGGCCCUUGUAAAGCUCUCUUCAGAAACACUAGACCCUUGCUCCAAGAAAGAGCACACAGUUGGGCUACUGGUGCUAGCAUGAAGUUUUCCUUUUCUAAGCUGCUGCAUCACCAAAUGAGCGUCCCAGACCAUGCACUGGUGCACACCAUGUGCUUGAUAGCACCCACCCUGUUCCUGUAGCCUACAGGGGCCUCAAAAAUAGGGUUUACCAACUAGUUGGUGGGGUAUGGGGCACCUGUGAUGCAUGCCUGUUAAUUCACCUAAUGCAGGUGUGGGGAAACUUCAGCCCUCCAGAUGUUACUGAACUAUAAUUCCAAUCAUCCCUGACCAUGAGUUACGCUUGCCGAGGCUGACAGGAGUUAUGGUUCAGCACCAUCAGAAAGGCCCAUGGUUCUCCACUAGUUCUAAUGGGAAAGGGAGAUGGUUAUUUUCCUUUCCUGAAGCUGAAAAGGACCUGCGCACCCAACCAUUGAACUGCUCAUUCUGGGAGAGAGGUGGUCACAAAGGCAACUCAGCCACAUAUAAGCUCCUCUUCCCCGGUGCAAGAGGCUAAACAGGGAGUCCCAACUUCAGCCAGCCCAUCCACUGUGUGUAAUGCCUUUAGCAGGUCUCUUUGGGGGCCACAACAAAACCCAGCUAAUUUCUCCUCCUCUGGCGAUUUAUAUGCAAGCCUAACCGAAUCUCUUAACAGCAACCCACUUUGUUCAAUACAAUGUCCCUUGUUAUUGUUUCCCUGUUUGCCCAAGGCUUGCAAUAUUAGGUAGCGAGUUCUCCCACCCCCUGACUGAUCUUUGUAGUUGUUCAGUAAAGAGGGCAGGCCAAAGUGCCUUGACAGCCAUGUUUCAGGGUGUCAUUCCCUACCCCUCCCGGGAUGGAAUUUGCAUGUUUCAAUUAUCAGUCCAUGCUAAAACCUCCCUUCCUCCAGAAAAUUAGCAUGGCAGAGAGAAGGGUUUUGAAAUAAUUAUUAAGCCACAGUUCUGCUAAAAGGUGGUGUACUGAAUAGGCUCAGCCUUUCUCUGAUUUUUUGACAAGGAGGAAGGACUCAAGCAUAUCAAAUUCCUUUUUUCCCUCCCCUUCUUAAUUGUGCCGAAGUUAUUAAGUUGUACUGUUUUGUGAAGACUACACCAGAUGCUUUUUCUGAACUUUUAAAUUGGUUCUUAGUGCUUAC
Messenger RNA from Zootoca vivipara (common lizard), 3179 nucleotides. RefSeq names its product UBX domain protein 11 (gene UBXN11). The record is from RefSeq and is a predicted model, not a curated record. Gene Ontology annotation, biological process: proteasome-mediated ubiquitin-dependent protein catabolic process. Gene Ontology annotation, molecular function: ubiquitin binding. Lineage: Eukaryota; Metazoa; Chordata; Lepidosauria; Squamata; Lacertidae.